AUGUCCACCCAUACCUGCCACUACCGAGAGGGGCCAGCAGGACAGUGCCUGGCUUCCUCUACGGCUGCCGCUGACACCCACGGAUCUGACGGCAGACAAACUCGCCUGCCAUCAGCCUUCAACAGUCACACCAUCCAUCAUUUACACCUCGUAAAGCCAUCUUGCGAGGCGAGUCCCGUGUCCGGCGCGGCGGGGCCGCAGAGCUCCGCGGCAGGUGAGCGGCAGUCAGCGGGCUCCAACGGGAGCGCCCGAAGGAGGGAGAGCUGCCGGAGGGUGACCUCUCCCUGCGGGACGGAGGAUUUUGACACCCGAAAUCUCUGCCUCUCAGGACGGCACUGCACCCACUACGCCGGCAGGGACGCGGAGUGCGGCCACCAGGAAGCGGGCGGGCCGCGACACGGUCCCUGCGCGGGUGCAGCCCGGGGCCGCCCCGCCGCCCUUCGCGCCGCGGCCCCGUCCGCCUCCGCCGGGCGCGGCCCCCCCGCCGCGGCGAGUGUCGCCCCGGCUCCCCGCCCAGACACCCACCCCCUCCACCGCCUCCGCCUCCUCCCAGAGGCCCCCGGCCCCCUCCUCAGCCGCAGCCCCGGCCCUCCCGGCGGCAGUGGCGGCAGCUCCCGGCACCCCCAGGUACGGGUCCUGCCAGGCCCGGGCGUGGAGGGCGGACGGGACCCCGCGGGCGCCGGGAGGGAUUGGCCGGGCGGCGGAGGGAGGCGGGCGGAGAACAUGGCGGCAGGGAGCGGCGGGUGCUGA
Molecule: messenger RNA, 750 nt
Organism: Oenanthe melanoleuca
Lineage: Eukaryota; Metazoa; Chordata; Aves; Passeriformes; Muscicapidae
Product: POLG alternative reading frame-like
Exons: 3
Coding region: 1-750 (249 amino acids)
Source: RefSeq, a predicted model, not a curated record